GAGAGCUGUAUUGACGACACCUUGGGACUCGGAAUCUGCUCUUGCACGGGAAGAGCCCUCUCUUUUCAAAUCCGCCGCCUCUUGUAGCCUUGCCACCCACGUAAACAAAAACACAACUGGACUGUACCACUUCCACAUUCCGUUGUGAAAUACGGGACACAACGGCGCAAUAGAAUUAAAGGAUAAAAUUGCAUUAACGUCUGAUGUUCUGAAAUGAAAACGGGCGUGACAUUUUGUAACUCCUCUUUGUCUUGGUUUCUUUAAAGCGAAAUGCACACAGGAACCACGUAAAAACGGCCGAGACAGCACGACCCGGCAGGACCUUUUUGGCGUGAGCAUGAUUGUUCCUUUACUAAGUCAUCAUGUAAAGUCACUUGGGGCAACUCCUACAGUUGCUGGAAUAGUGGGUUCCACUUAUGGCAUCCUUCAGCUUUUUUCCAGUACAUUAGUUGGCAGCUGGAGUGAUGUGGUAGGAAGACGUUACUCUUUGGUGACCUGUAUUUUGCUGAGUGCUUUGGGAUAUGGCCUGCUUGGGCUCUCCACCAAUAUUGUUUUAUUCAUAGUGGCAAGAAUUCCAGUGGGGAUCUUCAAACAUUCCCUUUCCAUCUGCAGGGCUCUUUUGUCUGACUUGGUGUCAGAGACAGAGCGCCCCCUGGUGAUGGGCCAUUUUAAUGCAGCUUCCAGUGUGGGCUUUAUUUUAGGCCCAGUGGUGGGAGGCUACCUCACAGAGCAUGAAGGUGGUUUCUACACUUCUUCAUUCAUCUGCUCAGGAAUUUUUCUUUUAAAUGCAGGUCUUGUGUGGAUGUUGCCAUGGAACGACACUUUUAAAAAAACGGACCUUGCCACCGCUAAAACCAGCAAAGGCAGUAGCAAUAAUAUCAAACGGAAACACGAGGACAGUGACCACGUAAAAGAAUCUGCAGCCCCCCGAGAGAGGUUUUUCCAGCCUGCUUGGAAGCAGUGCUCCUCAGUCCUGCUGAAGAUCAGAGCACUUUCCUCUUCGGAUAUGUGGGACGUCUUCUUGGUCCGACUCCUCAUGGCCAUUGCCAUCAUGCUCUACUACAGCAACUUCUCUCUGGCCCUGGAAGAAAGGUUCGCACUGAAACCGAAGGUGACGGGCUAUCUCAUCAGCUACAGCAGCACCCUCGGAGCCCUUGCGGGCUUCCUGGUGGGGCCGGUGACCAAACUGUACCACAAUGACAUGUCUUCUAUGCUGUUACACUCAAGCAUCCUGACUUGCUCACUAAUAUUCCUGUAUGCCACAGCCCCCAGUGUGUGGCAGGUGGUCCUCUGCUCCACGUUCUUCGCCAUCUCCACCACGAUUGGCAGGACAUGCAUCACAGACCUGGAGCUGAGGCUCGGCGGGGCGCAGGCCAGCGGCACUUUGAUUGGGGCGGGGCAGUCGGUGACAGCGGUGGGGCGAGUGCUCGCUCCUUUGCUUUCAGGCUUCGCCCAGGAGUUUAGUCCGUGUGGCCCUCCGAGCCUCGGAGUGGUGUUGGCGCUGGCGGCUGUGUUGCUGCUGAUCUUAAAAAAGCCACGAGGCGCUAAGGGCGAAAAAAGACAUCCGAACCUUUGACAAACGGGAGGAGACGACCGAGGGUUGGACAUUCCGCUGUUGUCUUCCUGUGUACAUCCAAGGUUAAUCUGUUGGAAACUCUGGGUUUAUUCUGUAAUACUCAUCAGGACUAGCUUGUUUCCACAUGCUCACCAGCAUCAGUUUUUUUAUUAGUAUUAUUUUUAUUGAUUUAUUUUAUGUUCUGGUGUAGGUCCUUAGUGGGAACUUCUGGCUACAGUAUGGGAACUCAUAAUACAUUUUAAUUUGUUGUAAAGAUGAGAAGUGUAAACUAACUUGACAUUUUCACAACAGAAGCAAUAUCUUUUCUUGUCUUUAACAUAAAAGAGUUGUUUAAAGUAAUAUUUAAGCAAUUAUAAGAUAAUUAUAAUAUGGUCAGGUAUAUCUAAACUAAAAUUUACCUAAAUUUUAAAAUUAAAAUGUUUCUGUGUUAUGGCUGUAAGAGUUGCUGUCUCACAACUGUUGGGCCCUGAGUUUGCUUCUGUGCAAGUUUCUGUGUGUGUGUAAUUUCAUGUUAUCCCUAUAUUUGCACAGGUUUUCUUUAGCUUUUGUGGUUUACUCCCAGCUCCCAAAGACACACAGGUUUGUUUGGCUUGCUCCUUCUAGGACAUACUCCCUAAGACCAAACACAAUGUCAUACACAAUAUACUGUCUCCUGGUCACCCAUGGCAUAUGAUACAAGAAGAGUAGGGAAUUGGCAGAGAUUGUUAUUGCUCAAAGAAACAGAUAAAACUGAAACUAUGAUCUUCACAAAGAAGGGCAGUUUCAUCCCUGCAAACAGCCUGGAUGCUCAGUAUCGCUUUGUGUUCUAACUUCGACCUAUAACCACUAAUCAUGUCACUUCUUGCUGUCAUUCUUAUUCUACAAUAAUAGGGAUUCAUGAAAAGCAGGCUGGAAUAGUAAGCUGUACAUGCAAUGUUUAGAAAAAUACUGAAAACAGUUCCAAUUUUUUAUUACAAUGGAUAGAAGUAUAAAUGGUAAAAUAU
Lepisosteus oculatus (spotted gar) is the source of this 2559-nucleotide messenger RNA. NCBI's taxonomy places the organism in Eukaryota, Metazoa, Chordata, Actinopteri, Semionotiformes, Lepisosteidae. The record is from RefSeq and is a predicted model, not a curated record.